Messenger RNA from Ylistrum balloti, 1208 nucleotides. RefSeq names its product radial spoke head protein 9 homolog. The transcript has 5 exons. The coding region runs from base 16 to 846 and encodes 276 amino acids. Gene Ontology annotation, cellular component: axoneme; radial spoke. Gene Ontology annotation, biological process: axoneme assembly; cilium movement involved in cell motility; motile cilium assembly. The record is from RefSeq and is a predicted model, not a curated record. NCBI's taxonomy places the organism in Eukaryota, Metazoa, Mollusca, Bivalvia, Pectinida, Pectinidae.
ACAUAUUUUGGCAAAAUGGAAUCAUCAGGACUUCAUCUGGACAUUGAUUAUGUCGGAAGCAGUGGAGUUAUUCUCAGUCCAGAACAGAAAGCAGCCUUACAAACGUCUUUAGUCAUUCUGCAAAGUCAAAACAAAUUCCACAAGGUUUAUCUUUGGGGUAAAAUUUUGGGUGUGAAAGAUGACUAUUUUAUCGCACAGGGUGUAUCCAGGGAUGAAAUGAUUGACAAGAAAACCUUUUACAGCAAAGACUGUGUUAACUGGGGUUUGUUACCACCUGCCACUAAAGCGAUGCGUGACCAAAGUAAGCUGGCAAAGGGACGCUUCACUGGAGACCCAUCAUACGAGUUUGAACACACGGAAACGAAGAAAGUUGGUGAAGGUGAAGAUGCUCAGGAGGAAGAAGAAACAAUCUCUAUCAAAGAAGAAGACAGACUUUCAUCUGUUAUUGCAGAAAUUGAUGAAGAUGUUAAAAUUGUUCCAAGAGGAGCUUUCGUACAGACACCAACAGGCGAAGUGAUAGCAAAUCGUAGUUUUGAAGGUCUGGUUGUUUCUGAAGCUGCUAAGAUUUGUUCAUACAUGCACUUCAGGGAGCCUAAGCUCCUACCAGAGAAGUCUCUCCUACAGAAAGCCAACAUGGAUAAAUCUGUUGACUUUAUGGACAACUUGGAAGAAGACAUUCCUAAAGGAGCCUGGAGUUUACAGUUUGAGCGAGGCAGUGGACUGGUGGCCCUUCGCAGUCUGUUAUGGCAAGGCUAUGUAUUCUACCAUAUCCCCGGCUGUAGAAAGUACGGCUCUAUCUAUGUGGGAACAGGCGAGAAAAACCUUGACUUGCCUUUUAUGUUGUAAUUCUCAUCUAACAGCAAAACAAACUCCAAUAUCAUUUACAUGAAAAGGCAUCAAGUAUGAGAUUCAAAUUCUACAGAGAUAAAUCCUGGAACCAUUCUAUUUUGGAUAGACAGUUAGUCAAGGGGAUGUUAUACAUGAAUUGACACACAAUAUUGUGAACAUCCCUAAAAAUGGAUAUAUACAUCUAAUGUCUGUAACUUAUCAGUGCUACUUCAGUGAAUCCAAAAUGAGAGGAUUUGAAGAUUCGGAGGUUAUGGUUCAAAAACUUACGAAAAAAAAAAGAGUAAAAUGAAAACAAGAACUUGUAAAUCCAAAAACAUACCAAUAGCAUGAAGUAUACAUUCAGCCCUGUGUCAUUAUCA